This is a messenger RNA of Volvox carteri f. nagariensis, 840 nucleotides long. RefSeq lists its product as uncharacterized. Lineage: Eukaryota; Viridiplantae; Chlorophyta; Chlorophyceae; Chlamydomonadales; Volvocaceae. The transcript has 5 exons. The coding region runs from base 1 to 840 and encodes 279 amino acids. The record is from RefSeq and is a predicted model, not a curated record.
AUGGAGGCAGAGGAAGGUCCAGGCUAUGCGGAUUUCGGCACACCCGGCGGACGCAGCGACCCACGGGACAUUCCGCGGUCCGGAAGGAGGUACCUGUCCUCUCUACCCGCAACCGCGGCGGCUAGCGCCGGUGCGCAGUACGGCAUGCUGCCGUCAUACUACGACGAGCUGGCGGAGGCGGCGGAGCCGCGGCACAGCGGCCUCGGUGCCGGCACCGCGCCUCCCUUCGGGGGCGGCGGGGGCGGGGGGAGCUCGUGGCCCAGCCACGGUUUGGGCGACGGUUUCGUAUCCGGCGGUCGCCACGUGUUGUACUGCGGAGCGGACAUCCCCCUGGAGCAGUUGAAGGCGGGCCAUUGGCAUCACGAGCAGCGGCCCCGAGGCUGCGACCCAUUGCAAGCCGCAGCUAGUAGCCCCCGAGCCGCACACGCGCACGCACACAGCCAACAGCAACAGCAGCAGAUGAUGAACCUUUAUGAGCCGGCGGGUGCUCUCACGUCGACGUCGCGUGGAGCUGUGUCGGGCCGGGGCGGGCAGGGCGCUGCCUCCAGGGAGCGCGAGAUGGAAGGUUUCCAGGGCGGCCAGCGACCCAUGGGUCAUGAAAGCGCGCCUUGGGCGCCGCCCUUCAUCCCUAGGGAGCGAGAACGGGCGGAGCCAGUGGGCGCCGAGAUCGUCGAAGAUGACGUCGUAGAGGUUGAGACCGACACGCCCGGCGGAUAUCACGUGGAAGCGACUGUACGGCACCCAGGUGGUUCUAACGACCCCGAGGAGUACGUGGUGGCUGCAACGGCCGUGAUGCCACCGACCCACGGGACGACAGGCGGCGGCGCGCCACCGUACUGA